AUGAGGGGGCUCCGGUACGGCUACCAGCUCCUGCCCGACCAGGACGAGGAGCUGCCCAUGGGAUGCGAGGACCCAGCUGGAGAGGGGCAGCGGGGCUGGGAGGGAGCCCCGGCAGCAGAGGAGGAGGAGCCGAGCAGGCUGGUGCUGAGCACACCCAGCAGCAUCCUGCGGGACAGGGACAUCGAGGAGCUGGGCCCCCAGCUGCCCCCGCGGCUGAUGCAGCAGCCCUGGCACCUGCUCUACUCCACCGGGCGGGACGGCUUCAGCCUGCGGACGCUGUACCGGAGCGGGGCCCGGCCGGACUCGCCGGCCCUGCUGUUCAUCAGGGACACGGAGGCGCAGGCUUUCGGUGCCUUCUCCGCCACCGCCAUUCGCAGCAGCAGCGGCUUCUACGGCACGGGGGAGACCUUCCUCUUCUCCUUCUGCCCCGAGCUGAAGGUGUUCAGGUGGACGGGCAGGAACGACUUCUUUGUGAACGGGGAUGUGAAUCUGCUGAUGGUCGGUGGGGGGAGCGGAAGGUUUGGGCUGUGGCUGGACGGGGACCUGCGCCACGGGGGCAGCCAGCCCUGCGAGACUUUCGACAACGAGACCCUCUCACAGCGGGAGGAGUUCUGCAUCCAGGAUCUGGAAAUGUGGGGUCUGGCCUGACCCCAACAAAGACACCCAAGAAAAAAGGUGCAGGAGAGGGGAUUCUUUGGACUGAUGUCUCGAGCACAGCUGCUCCCUGACAGCACCUGCAGAGCCUGAGGAAUGCUACCAGCCUCACCCCUCCUCCUUUCACCUGUUCCCAAUAAUAUCCCGACUUCACGGGGAAAGAACAGCCAAUGGGGGCAGCGUGAUUGGAAAAAAACAGCAGCGGGGUCUCAGGCCUGCAGUGUCGCUGCCAUGUGGCUGGGGAGCCCAGAGUGUGUGCAUGGGCCCACAGGGGCCCUAACCCUAACUCUACUCCUAGCCCUAACCCCCAGCCCAACCCCAAAGCACCUGGCUGGGAGAGGCAGAGCUGCCCCAGGGGCAGGGCACUGGCAGAGCCGGGCACGGCAGAGCCCCACAGGGAGAAGGAAGC
Molecule: messenger RNA, 1063 nt
Organism: Agelaius phoeniceus (red-winged blackbird)
Lineage: Eukaryota; Metazoa; Chordata; Aves; Passeriformes; Icteridae
Gene: TLDC2
Product: TBC/LysM-associated domain containing 2
Biological process (GO): response to oxidative stress
Cellular component (GO): nucleus
Source: RefSeq, a predicted model, not a curated record